This is a messenger RNA of Protopterus annectens (West African lungfish), 1157 nucleotides long. It is a transcript of the gene IGSF21, whose product is annotated as immunoglobin superfamily member 21. Gene Ontology annotation, cellular component: adherens junction. Gene Ontology annotation, biological process: homophilic cell-cell adhesion; heterophilic cell-cell adhesion. The annotation marks the transcript as partial. The record is from RefSeq and is a predicted model, not a curated record. NCBI's taxonomy places the organism in Eukaryota, Metazoa, Chordata, Ceratodontiformes, Protopteridae. The transcript is spliced from 6 exons.
UUUAUUUUUAUUGCAGCUCCCCCAACAUCCAUCUCAGUGAUAGCAGCAGAUACACCUGCACCAUUCAGCCGGUAUCAAGCCCAGAACUUCACCCUUGUCUGCAUUGUCUCAGGAGGAAAGCCAGCCCCAACGGUCUAUUUCAAAAGAGAAGGAGAGCUGAUUGAAGUUGUUGCAGUAGCAGAACCCCCAUCUGCUUCUAUAACAGGAACAAAGAACAGCAGACCGAAACCCCUUAUCAGCCGGGAUUUGGAUGAUACCAAAAUGAGGAAAUCCCUCUCACUCAUGGACUUUCAAGACAGAGGAAGACCCUUCACAGAGAACCCUUUUAAGAGUAUUACACAUGACAGUGGCCUCCGUGCCAGUCCAGUGACUGAAGCUAUUUCAGAGACUGUAAUAAGCAGGGAAUUUCCAAGGUGGGUUCACAGCUCUGAGCCUACCUAUUACUUCCGACACAACCAUAUUCCUAUGAGUGAUGGAACAGUAGAAGUGCGGGCCACAAUCACCUGGACUCUGAUCCCUCAAAUUGAUGACAAUGCCCUUUUCAGCUGUGAAGUUAAGCAUCUGGCCUUAUCAAUGCCAAUGCAGUCUGAGGUCACACUUGCUGCUCCAAAGGGUCCCAAGAUAACAAUGACACCAGCAAAACCCAGAGUUGGUGAUACUGUCAGAAUUGCUGUUCAUGGUUUUCAGAAUGAAGUAUUUCCAGAACCCAUGUUUACAUGGACUCGUGUAGGUGGACGACUACUCGAUGGAAGUGUAGAGCAUGAUGGGAGAGAACUUGUGCUUGAGAGAGUUCCUGCAGAACUGAAUGGCUCUAUGUACCGUUGCACAGCCCAGAAUCCACUUGGAUCAACAGAUACACACACUAGGUUGAUUAUUUUUGAAAAUCCAAACAUUCCAAAAGGAGCAGAAGAAUCCAAUGGUUCCGUAUCCCACUGUGACAGGUUUGGACUAAUUGUUGCAGUGAUCAUAACAGUUGUUACUGAACUGACGUGAAAUGCUCACUAGAACUCAUCUGAAAGAAAAAACAUGCAACAUUUACUCUGCCAUACAUUGAUUUAACAUUUUUUAAAACUUAUUACAAUCCUGUUAUUUGGUCUUUUCCCUGUCUGUGUCUUGGCUUCCUUGGUCUGAUAAUAAAAAGAAAGUUGUCUGUUAAA